Molecule: messenger RNA, 1764 nt
Organism: Trypanosoma cruzi
Lineage: Eukaryota; Euglenozoa; Kinetoplastea; Trypanosomatida; Trypanosomatidae
Exons: 1
Coding region: 1-1764 (587 amino acids)
Source: RefSeq, a predicted model, not a curated record
AUGGCUUUAAACAGUAUGCGGAAAUUUACUCCUUUUUCUGUCUCCGUCCUCCUCCACAUUUUUAUCCUGCUGGCAUACUUCCCUUCUCUGGCCGCCCUCGCGGCCGAUCCUCCCAUUCCCGUCUGGAGCAGAUAUGGCUGCAACGCGGGUUUCAACUUCUGCUCCAACGUAACGACAAAGGAGUCGUGGUCUGAAGACGGAAAUAAUAUUUACCUCUUUCUUGACGCUCUUGUGUAUGAAGACGAUAUUGAAAAGGCCAACACAACCGUGUGGUACGUGGGGGAAAACUUUGAUGACAGCUGGGCCAGUGAUCUGCGCAGAGAAGCUUUUGACGUGGUGCGUUUCUCGUUUCGCGGCUCCGAGUUUGCCCACCCGCAGAUCACCUGCAGACCGGACCAAUACGCGAAGAACCAUUGUAUGCCCAGCGUCGAGUGCGCGGAGGAGGUUCGCCGCUCUGGCCUGAACAUGAUGCAUUACUCAACGGAGGAGACGGCAAAGGACCUCAUUUGGGUGAUUAAACAGCUUGGGAAGGGAAAACUAAAUAUUAUCGUGGCGGAGGGACUUGGGAGCGUUGUUGUGCAGCGAGCGUUGGAGAUGGAAGAUCAGCUGAAGAACGUUUCUGUCGUCAUGGCAGGAUUCACACACCCACAGUACUUUGAUAUCUUCCAGAGUAUCAAUGGAUACGACGCGGUCCUGCAGCGAGUGCUGGCGCUUUGCGAGGGGGAUAAGACACUUCUUUGCGUCUCGCGUGUUGGUGCGCUUGAAGGGCUGUGGAACCGAUUUGUCAAUGUCAUGAGGGCGGCGGAGGCGAAUACUCUGAAAUGUAACAAGCUGCUUAACUGGAGUGCUGAUGCAAAAGAAAUGCACACGGAGUAUCGCUCCAUUGUUGCCGCACUGCUGAAAAAGCCGCAAAACCCUCUGAUGUUAAGUGAUUGGAAGUUGCUUCAACUAAUACCAUCAUUUAUUUACCGCCUGCAGCGCUGUGAGGCAAGGGACCAACAGGCACUCACUCAACUGCGUGAGUUUGUCGGGUCAACUGAGAGAAAUCGCUGUCCACUGUUCGUGGCUCAGCGGUACAAUUGGCUGCUGAACGAAAUGGUCCUGACGCACCCACCAGCACCGCCGAAGGAUCUCAUGGAGGCGGCAUCCAUGGAACGACUGGUGAUGCCGAGCAUGCUCCUGCUACAACAGUUGUAUGACACGUACAAAGCGUUUCCAAAGUACAACGCCACGAAGAUUUCCGUGGCUCGCACGCGGGUACCUUUACUUCUGCUUCCCUCUGACAUUGACCCGUUAUUUUCGUUGGGUAUGGCAGCACAGGCUUCUAUCAUUUACGGCGCCACAAUCCGUCGUUUACCACACCAAUCCAACUUACCUGUUGCUAACAGCGCAUCGAAUUGCAUCAAGGCGAAUCUAAUACAUUAUCGCAGCCGUUUUGAAUGGGCGGAUGCGGCACAAUGCAAUUUGGAUAACAUAUACCAUCUGAAUUUUACCGCUUUUGACGCCUAUGACUUUUACGGAGUGACGGACGCGUGGGAGUUUACGACGCCAAACAUGGCAGAGCCUCCGGUCAACAACUCAGCAACGAACAGCACAUCGCCGCCGUGCGAAGGGGCGAAUGAGGGCUCCAGCAGGGCUAUGGGAUUCAUCACGGUGCUUUUUGUGCUAACAUUAUUGGGUCUUUUUGGAAUGACGUAUUUGUACUGGACGAAGGCACGGUCGCUCAAGUUCUCGGACGACUUUUACAGCAACCUGAACCAUUAA